CCGGGAUCGCGCUCCUCCCGCCCUCGCGCCGGGUCCCGCUGGGUUUCUCAGAGCGACACACUCCCCAAAGCUCCUGCCAGGGCAGUCGCCUCCGCCGCGGCUCCUCAGCCCGGCGCCUCAGCUCAGGCCCUUCCACGCCCUGUCCCAGGCCUCCUCCCCCCCUUUCUCCACUCCCCCCUCCGCUUCCCGCCUUCUCUCCCUCCGGGUCCGCCGAGAGAGCCUGGAUACGAAGCAGGCGGGCUUGAGAAGGGGCUUGGAAAAAUGGAGGUGCCGCGCCUGGAUCGUGCCCUCAACAGCCCCACCAGCCCCUGUGAGGAGGUGAUCAAAAACCUCAGCCUGGAGGCCAUUCAGCUGUGCGACCGGGACGGGAACAAAUCACAAGACAGUGGUAUAGCAGAGAUGGAAGAACUUCCUGUACCACAUAACAUAAAAAUAAGCAAUAUUACAUGUGACUCGUUCAAGAUUUUAUGGGAAAUGGAUUCAAAAUCAAAGGACCGUAUCACACACUAUUUCAUUGACCUCAACAAGAAAGAAAACAAGAAUUCUAAUAAAUUUAAACACAAGGAUGUUCCAACAAAAUUGGUGGCAAAAGCUGUUCCCUUGCCUAUGACUGUUCGUGGACACUGGUUUCUGAGCCCAAGAACUGAGUAUACAGUAGCAGUACAGACUGCUUCGAAACAAGUUGAUGGUGAUUAUGUUGUGUCUGAAUGGAGUGAAAUUAUAGAAUUCUGCACAGCAGACUAUUCAAAAGUUCAUCUAACACAACUGUUGGAAAAGGCUGAAGUGAUUGCAGGACGUAUGCUUAAAUUUUCUGUUUUUUAUCGUAAUCAGCACAAAGAAUAUUUUGACUAUGUUCGAGAACAUUAUGGGAAUGCUAUGCAGCCCUCUGUCAAGGAUAACAGUGGCAGCCAUGGCUCUCCCAUCAGUGGAAAAUUAGAAGGCAUCUUCUUCAGCUGCAGCACUGAAUUCAAUACUGGGAAGCCACCCCAGGAUUCACCUUAUGGAAGAUACAGGUUUGAAAUUGCAGCAGAAAAACUUUUUAACCCCAAUAGUAACUUAUAUUUUGGGGACUUCUACUGUAUGUACACUGCUUAUCAUUAUGUGAUUCUUGUUAUUGCCCCUGUGGGAUCACCAGGAGAUGAAUUCUGUAAGCAGCGCCUUCCUCAGCUAAAUUCCAAGGAUAAUAAAUUUUUGACCUGCACAGAAGAAGACGGGGUGCUGGUUUACCAUCAUGCCCAGGAUGUCAUUUUAGAAAUCAUUUACACUGACCCUGUGGAUCUUUCUCUGGGCACUGUGGCAGAAAUCACUGGUCAUCAGCUCAUGAGUUUGUCUACUGCAAAUGCAAAGAAAGAUCCCAGCUGCAAAACCUGUAAUAUCAGUGUUGGACGUUAAUGCCCACUUUCUUACUUAGCCCCUCUCUUCCCUUAGGAGCACUGAUCCUCUGUUGUCCAUUUUCACCACCAGAUGUUUUCCACUGAAGCAUGCACAUGCCGCUAUCACCAAAAUCAGACUGCCAUAUUUCAAAUUUCAUUCAGAGUUUUAGUGUUUCCUAUUCCCUACCCUUCCUACUACUUUCAAUGAUGAAGUAUCCUACGUUCUCCUUCUGACACUUUAUUGCCUAGAUGCUGCAAUGUUUUUAUUUUUCUUUUAUGCCAAACAUAACAAAACAAUUCUAUAUAGACUGCUUUAGCAAAAUAUCCAAUAAUGGCUUAUAAAUGGUGUUUAAAUAUGCGUUCAUUUUAAUCUACUGAAAAAAUACUGGGAUAACUCCAAACCGCAUGAAAGGAUGUAAUUGCAGCAUGAAUUAAAUCUUGAUGCCUAGAAUUGUCAGCACUUCCAACUUGUUGUUUGACAGUGUUAUUUAUGUUAUUUAUAUUAGCUAACAGGAAACAACUACUGUGUUUCAACAUAAUAAAUAUAAUAGAAAAAUAUUUUAUUUGUAUUGUUGUAUAAAAUAUUUACAAUCAUAGAAUAUAUAGAGUUACAUUUUAAUUGUAUACAUGUCACGAAACCAUUUCCCUUAUCAAAGAUUUAGUUUGUAAACCUCAAAGAGUUGUGUUACCUAUCCUGUUACAAGUAGUUGACUGUAAUUAAACACAUUUAUGAAGGA
Orycteropus afer afer is the source of this 2110-nucleotide messenger RNA. It is a transcript of the gene PHYHIPL, whose product is annotated as phytanoyl-CoA 2-hydroxylase interacting protein like. Lineage: Eukaryota; Metazoa; Chordata; Mammalia; Tubulidentata; Orycteropodidae. Gene Ontology annotation, molecular function: protein binding. The record is from RefSeq and is a predicted model, not a curated record. Gene Ontology annotation, cellular component: cytoplasm.